AUGCUUCUGGAAGGUCAUCCUUCUCACAUGGUGCGGCUUGGAGUAAGGAGGUUGUUUCAGAAUCUUCCCUCAGCAAAUGACGUCUUAUCUUCUGACAUCCAAACACUGCAACAAAUCGUAUGCAGUGCAGGCUUUCAUGAGAACUGGGCUAAGCACUUACUUAUUUUCACCCGAGAAUUCUCAUCAGGAAACUGGGCUCAGAUAACUGACCUCCCAGGAGUUGGCAGGUAUGUUGCAGAUGCAUAUACGAUCUUUGUUGAGGGCCGACUCCAUCUCAUGUUUCAGGGCGUGCAUGCGUGCUUCAUAGAGGGCGGAGUGCACAAAGCGCGGAUCCAGCAGGUGACAGUGGUGGAGUUCGCAUGGAUAGAGAGCUGUCUCAAGCACGGGUCGCGCCUUCCCGAAGCCAAGUUCUUGCUCCGCGCCUCACACAACGCCUCACCUGGCCGACAGUCACAGCAGGGCGGAGAAGCAUGCGUUGGGGGAGUUAGCUCCUUUGAGUCUGAUUUUCCUGCCAGCCGGGAUAGCCGGGGGUUUCCUGAUCGAAUAAGGAGUGGCCACGUGGAUGCUGAAGAAAGCGCGGAGAGAGAUGAGGGAGGUUGGGGGAGUGGUGGGGGGCAGAAGGAAUGGAAGGACGAGGAAAGGAUUGGGGGAGGGUCGGGGUUGACCUUGGCCCAGCAGUUGCCGGAGGGGAGGAUAGGAGGGAAGGAGGACGAGGGGAGUGAUGAGGAGGACGGAAAUGGGGCGGCGGGUCGUGCUGCCGUCAAAGGUGGGCGGCAGGGUUUGGAGCUUUCUGAGGAGGAGAAGGCGUUUUGGAUGGAGGUGAUAGUUGAGAGUGCAGCCUGGGCGGCACUUGUGGGGGAGGAGGAAGGGGACGGGCGCGAGGGGGGGAGUGGGGGAGGCUAUGGGGGGAAGAGGGGAUGGGGGGGAGGAGGCAGAGGGGGUGGGAGAUGGGGAGGGGGAGGGGGGAAGCGGAGGUACGUGAGUGGUACAGACAGGUUUGGGGCGGAAUGGAAACGGUGGAAGGCGGGGGAAAAAGGGGAGAAGGGGGGAAAGAGAGGCAAGGGGGGAGGCGGAGAUGAGGAGAUUGAUGGGGUGGGGGGCAUGGGUCUGUCUGGGCGGGUGAUUCAGCUGGUGCGGGAGGGGGGGGAGGUGCUGGGUCACACCCAGGGGCUGUGCGUGGCGGGGGGGGAGAGAGAGGAUGAGAAAGAGGGUCGGAGGGAGGAGGUGGCGCAGGGGAGGAGGGAGGGUGCGAGGGAGGGUGAGGAGGUGCUGGGUCACACCCAGGGGCUUUGCGUGGCGGGGGGGGAGAGAGAGGAUGAGAAAGAGGACAGGAGAGAGAAUGAGGCGGAGAAGGGGCGUGGGGAAGCAGUGCAGAGGGGGAGGGAGGGUCUGACGGAAGGGGAGUCAGGUGAAAACGCAGAGGAUGACAGGAUAGGCAGGGAGGAACGAGAGGAGGGGAGCAGCAGGGAGGGGAGAGAGAGGGGAAGCAGAGAGCGGAGGGAGAGGGAAAGCAGGGUGGGGAGGGAGUGGGGAAGCAGAGAGGGGGAGACACAGCAGUCUGACAGCUAUGAGGGCACAUGUAAGGACUUGCAGGGAUUCCCGUGCAGCUAUGAGAGUGCGGGCUCGCAGGGGCAACGAGAUGGGUCGCAGUCUGAGCUGAUUGAGCCGUGUGGGGACUCACAAGCGCAUCAGAACUCACAGCAGGUCUCACAAAAUGACUCACAAAGAGACUCACAGCAAGCCUCACAAACGUGUCAGUACUCACAGCUUGAUUCACAACAGGUCUCGCAUCAGGCCUCAUGCCAUGCCUCGCAUCAAGAAUCGCAAGUCUCAGGGGUCGCUUCAGUUCCUGGGGUUGCCUCAGUCCCAAAGAAUCAAAGGGCAUUGGGAUGGGAGCGAUUGCGAGGGCGCGGGUGUUUCUGCCGAGGCCUGUACCUGCCGCCUGACCUGAAUAAGGAGAUUUGCCGGCAGAUGAACGAGCUCAAGAACAUCUACAAGGACGGUACGGAGCGGUGCAAAGGGGUGUGGUGUGCGGUGGAAUGGAUGAAUGAGCUGAACAACAUCUACAAGGAUGGUUCGGUGUGGUGCAGCGCGGUGAAAAGGGGUGUGUUGCGUGGUGGGAUUGGCAUGGCGGGGUGUGCUUCCGCUGGGGGAU
Messenger RNA from Closterium sp. NIES-65, 2155 nucleotides. NCBI's taxonomy places the organism in Eukaryota, Viridiplantae, Streptophyta, Zygnematophyceae, Desmidiales, Closteriaceae. The record is from the annotation of a GenBank genome assembly.